Molecule: messenger RNA, 1950 nt
Organism: Aplosporella prunicola CBS 121167
Lineage: Eukaryota; Fungi; Ascomycota; Dothideomycetes; Botryosphaeriales; Aplosporellaceae
Exons: 1
Coding region: 12-1688 (558 amino acids)
Biological process (GO): nucleolar large rRNA transcription by RNA polymerase I
Cellular component (GO): RNA polymerase I core factor complex
Molecular function (GO): RNA polymerase I core promoter sequence-specific DNA binding; TBP-class protein binding
Source: RefSeq, a predicted model, not a curated record
CCAUUGUCAAGAUGUUCGGGUACGUCCGCGGAAAGCAGGGCAGCCGUCCCGCGAGUCCUGCUCCGGGUCGAGCCUCGGAUAUGGACCGCCGCCGCCAAAAGGGUCUGUCUGCGAGAGUAGAAGUUCCUCCAACUAAUCUGACCCAACCCUCAAGCUCAAAGCUUGGUGACGGCAAUGCAAACUCGCCAGAGCCCUCUACGUCAGUGGAGCCGUCGUCUCCUCCGACCCCUCACCAUCAAAACAUGCAACAAAGAGCUACUGAUGAGCAACCACGAGGCAACUGGGACACUGACACAGAACAUUUUGACGACACCACUGCUGGGGACUCCACUGUGAGUGAUGUGUUUGUUAGAGACAGCCAGCCUCAGCACCAUGGCCGCCCCGACGUGCCGAUGUAUUCGGAUGACGACCGUUUUGAACUUGAAGAGCAAGAUGAAAUGGAAUCAGACGAGGACGAGCAAAGCCAAUUGUCUGACAACGGAAAUGCAAAAAUGCAUGGUAACCCUAUCAAUGUUCAUCAGUCGCAACCGCACAUAUCGAAGUUGCCGACGGGUCAAGACGAUGGUGCGAUGAUGCUUCGCAAAUAUGAUCUCAACGAGGGAGACAGUGGGUCUUAUCCUGAGACAACCGCCGGAGAUCCUGAGAGUCAGAACUCUGGACCAUCCCGUCCAGGGACGGGCACUCAAGAGGAGAGGUUCAGAGAACAGCAACUUCCUUCCCAUCAAUUUGAGUCUCAAAUGUCUGCCUAUCAAUCUCAGGCACCCCAAGCUCCACACUACAAACUCCAGCAACCGCUAUACGCGAAACAGAUGCAGAAUACUCAACAAGACGCCGGACAGAUGAGUCCUAUGCAUACAUCCGUAGGACCGCAGGAUCCUUUUGGGCGUAUGUAUGAGCAAGACCGAACCCGGAGGAUGAACGGCCAAUCAGUCGCAAACCUCGCUCUACGUCACAACCGCAACUCACCUCUGCCAGAGGGAGAAAACAUGGCCAACAGGUUUGGAUUUGCAUAUGGUAUGAACGUUGGAUCAAUGGGCAUACCGCAAAGCGGGCAAACAAGUCAGCAAUCUCGAGCAAUUUCCUUAUCUGACGGAGAGCCUGAAAGCGACGAGGACGAGCAGCCUGUUCCGGAAGAAACGCAAACCCAAUCGCAAAGUGACGACAGCAACGACGACUCAAACGACAGCCAUUUUCUCCUUGAUUACGACGACGACAAACUCCACAGCAUGCCCUACAGUGAUCUCGCUUCCGAGUCUUUCGACCACAACGAGCGAGCUCGCCCGCCCAAGCCCUCCUGGCUCCCAGACCAACCUCUUUCCCAGCGCCUCGAGCAUGUAUUCAAUCAUUCACGGCCUUCGGUCCAACCCAAUUUCGUGCCACCAAAAUCUGCCAACAAGUUCUUCGCGUCGCUCUCGCUCGAGGAGUGGGAGGAAGCUGGCGACUGGAUCUUGGGUGAGUUCGGAAACAUUCUGAAGGGCCUGAAGGAUGCGCGAAAGGAGAAGCGCAGCAUCGCGGCAAAGUAUGAGGAGGAAAUCAGGAAGCGCAGCGAGGCGGUGCAAAAUAAGAGGAUGCGCCUUGAGAAUGUGAUGGAUGGGUUCAAAGUGAGGGGAAAGGAUUUGCUGGAAGAGCCGAAGAAGGAGGCGCAGAUGCAAGAGCAAGGUGGAAACGGGAGCGGGAGUGCAGUGUAGGGCCUUUCGACGACAGUGUGGUGGUAGCGGAUUGCACGUGGCUCAACGCAUGGUCUAAAGGGCGAAAUUGGCUUUUUUAGCUGACGAUAACAGAGAGCACGAGGUGGGCAUUUGCUUUAUUUGAGAGAGCUUGUUGAAGACAUGAGGGAAGUUGAGCAUCUUUCAAUUGCAGUAAUUAGCAGCACCAAGUACGUACCGCAUCAACAAUGAACGACAUUCAGUGGCAGUAAACACCAAGUAUUGCCUUUCUUGACGCGGUAGG